GGGCUCACUUUCCCGGCUUGAUGUGUGUCAACCCAAAAGCUAUAGUUUGCAGGCCUAACAAGAAGCGAAUUUGGUGGCAAUUUUUACGACUGCCCGGCGGCCUUGUAUACAUGUAGAUCCCCACCCAACGUGAACAGAAAAGCGUCCGGUUUGUUUGUUUACGUUUUAAAGCAAAAUGCCUGGAGAAGUUCAAAUGGAAGACGAAGCUGAGACUUUCACAUCCCAGGCCAAGAUUGCUCAGCUUAUGAGCUUGAUUAUCAACACCUUCUAUAGUCGAUCUCCAACUCCUCAAAUGCCCUAGUCAAGAUCCGUUAUGAAUCCCUGACUGACCCAAGCAAGUUGGACAGCGGUAAGGACCUUAAAAUCAAGAUUGUCCCCAACAAGAAUGCUGACUCACUCUCAUGGAUACUGGUAUCGGCAUGAUCAAGGCUGAUUUGGUUAACAACUUGGGUACUAUUGCCAAGUCUGGAACUAAAGCUUUCAUGGAAGCCCUCUCUGCCGGAGCUGACAUCUCCAUGAUUGGUCAGUUUAGUGUGGGUUCCUACUCUGCUUACCUGGUUGCCGACAAGGUGACAGUUCAUUCCAAGCACAAUGAUGAUGAGCAGUAUGUUUGGGAAUCGUCAGCUGGUGGUUCUUUCACCAUCAAGCCUGAUCACAGAGAACCCAUGGGUAGAGGAACCAAGAUUAUCCUCCACUUGAAGGAUUAUCCGAUGGAUUACCUGGAGGAGAAGAAAGUCAAGGAGGUUGUCAAGAAGAACUCACAGUUCAUUUGCUACCCAAUCAAGCUAUUGGUUGAGAAGUAGCGCGACAAGAAAGUGAGCGACGAUGAGGCUGAGGAGGAGGAAAAGAAGCAUGAGAACGACAAGAAAGUUUUACGAACAAUUCAGCAAGAACCUGAAGUUGGGAGUCCAUGAAGAUUCUACCUACGCAAGAAGAUCGCUGACCUCAUCCGUUUCCACACUUCCGCCUCUGGAGAAAACCAGGUUUCCUUCAAGGAAUACGUUUCCCGCAUGAAGGAGAACCAGAAACACAUCUACUACAUCACUGGUGACAACAGAGAACAAGUCAGCAACUCCUCAUUCGUCGAGCGUGGCAAGAAGCGCGGAUUGGAGGUCAUCUUCAUGACUGAGCCCAUUGAUGAGUACGUCGUCCAGCAGCUCAAGGAAUACGAUGGCAAGCAGCUCGUCUCCGUCACCAAGGAGGGUCUGGAACUCCCCGAAGAUGAUGGAGAAACCAAGAAACGCGAGAGCGACAAGGCCAAAUUCGAGGGUCUCUGCAAAAUCAUAAAGGACAUCUUGGACUUCGCUCUUCAACAAACCAGCCCUACACUUGGGGGCCAGCAAGGCCAGCAAAAUAUUUCGAUCGUAGCGUCUUCAGUCGGGAAUCUUCGCAGUCACAGUUGAGCGUCCGCUUUGAUCGGACAAUUAUUGAUGGCCUGUAAGACAUUGUCGUCUUGUUAGAGGCUCAACUGCAUUCUUUGGUUCAAGCCAAGUCUUCCGUUAUCGUCGAUGUCCUUUACCGACCGGAAUACCUUUUCCAGCCUGGCACGGAAGCACAGAAAAAGUGUGACAAUGGCGGAUUCAUUCGCAGAUUGAUUAAACACACCGAACGAUUGCUGGAGGACAAGGAGGAAAAACUUUGCAUCCAAGUUCUCAACACCUUACGUCAGAUGAUGAAUUUCGAUGUUCACAAUGGCGAAAAGGGAGACGCAUUGAGAAAGAAUCUUUUAGUUCGCUACUUUGCCAAACCAGCCUCUCAUAGUUCUAAAAAGACCGAGCUCUAUGGCGGAAGCGGAAUCUCUGGUGCUGGAAUUCAUUCAACAUUAUCUGGUGGUACUGGUGUUGGAGGCGGUGUGGGACAAUCGUCAUCGCUGACAACCCACGGACCUGGAGGACGUCUCCUGUCGCGAGGUGAACUGUGUUUGCCCGAGGUGCAAGUGUACCUGGACCGAGAAGGCACCUCUGAUUUGGUGGCCGAAUUGGUCAUGAAGUCGUCGUUGUUGCCCAACGUUUUCAUGGAAGCGGUCCAGUUGGGCAUCGCUCUGCUGGAAGGCGGCAACCCCGUCAUCCAGCGGAGUCUCUACACGAAAUUGCAGUCGGCCGAGACGAGCGCCAUCUUCUUCAAGGUGUUCCACGACAAAGUCAGAGAGUCGCAAGCGGAAAUCAAGUCCACCAUGUCGGUCAACACGAUCGAAAUGGCCUCGGCGGGUAACAACAAGCUCAAGGACCAUUCCCAUGAAAUGAAGGAUCAUUUCCCGUACGACAUGAAGAUGAAACAUCAACGCAUGAUGUCCACAAGAGCUUCAAACGGUAACGUCACUGUAGGGGAGCGCAUGGAUCCUUACAGUGACUCGUGGAACAGCUCCAGGUUGGAUGAUUCGACUACCACUACAACGACGUUGAGUAGUGUCAACUUGACGCUGGAGGACUUGGUGAGACAACAACAACAACCCAAAUCGUUAACUACGGCAACUGAUUCGGACAUGGAGUCCAAGUUGUCGGCUAAGGUUCUGGUAAUGCUGCCCGUCUUCCGCUUCCUGCAGUUGCUGUGUGAGAAUCACAAUCGAGACCUGCAGAACUUUUUGCGGGCCCAGUCCAACAAAAACAGUUACAAUUUAGUGUCAGACGACACUCAUGUUCCUCGACUGCAUUUGCGGAUCGACGACGGGCGAACUGGGUCUGCUCGGCCUCUACAUUAAUGAGCACAACGUCGCCCUCAUCAACCAAACCCUGGAAACAUUGACGGAAUAUUGCCAAGGACCUUGUCACGAAAACCAAAACUGCAUCGCCACUCACGAGUCGAAUGGACUGGACAUCAUCACGGCUCUUCUUCUUACCGACAUCAAUCCAUUAGGACAACGGAGAAUAGAUCUUGUUUUGGAGUUGAAAAACAACGCCUCCAAGUUGUUGCUGGCCGUCAUGGAGAGUCGUGGCGACAUCGAGAACGCGGAAAGGAUCCUGUACAACAUGAAUCCUCGCCAAUUGGUGGACGUCGCCUGCAAAGCCUAUCACCAAAAGUUGGUCGGUGGAGAAGAGGCGGCCAAUCCGAAAGAAGUCGCCAGUUGGCCACAACAUUUACAUUUUGUGACACCAGUUGGCGCAGCACAACAAAGAAUUGGCCGCCCUGAUGAAACCGCCGCCAGUGGACGGAGUCAGCGGUGAUGCGGCCCUGCAGUACUACGCCAAUCACACGGCGCAAAUCGAAAUAAAUUGUCCGUCACGACCGGACGAUGGAGCAGAUUGUCUUCCCCAUUCCGGAAAUGUGCGAGUAUUUGACCAACGAAACGAAAGUGCGCGUCUUCCACACGGCGGAGCGCGACGACUAGGGAUCGAAAGUGGUCGCCUUCUUCGAAGGAGUCGACGACAUGUUUGACGAGAUGAAAUGGUAGAAGAAAUUGCGCAGACAGCCGUUCCUCUUUUGGGUCAGCUCGCACAUGUCCAUCUGGAGUCAAAUCCUCUUCAAUUUGGCCGUCAUUAUCAACCUGAUUGUCGCCUUCUUUUACCCGUUUGACACUGACGGACCGGCUCCUGAUCCUCGCACUCACCUGUCAGGUCUCAUCUGGGCCGUCAUCCUCCUAUCCGCCGCUGUGGCCAUCACGUUACCCAAACCGUCGGGUAUUAGGACUCUCGUCAUGACAGUCAUCCUCCGGCUUAUUUGCUCAGCCGGCCCUCAACCCACACUGAUGCUCCUUGGCACCGCCACGGUAGUGUUGAAGGGCGUCCAUCUGCUGAGCAUCAUGGGCAACGCCGGGACAUUUCAGCGGAGCGUCAGACUAAUCUGCACGGACACGGAGAUUGUCUACCACGUCGUUUACCUCAUCUUUUGCUUCCUCGGACUCAGCACCCAUCCGUUCUUCUUCUCCGUCCUUUUGUUUGACGUCGUCUACCGCGAGGAGACGCUGCUCAACGUAAUCCGCUCAGUGACGCGAAACGGCAGGUCCAUCGUUCUCACUGCCGUUUUGGCUCUCAUCCUAGUCUACAUGUUCUCCAUCAUCGGAAACGGACAAGAAAGUCGGGAUGGUCGUUAUUUCCAACCGUUGGUCGAGUCUCCCAGAUUAUCGUCAGUUCGUCACCUCCCAGUACGGCUGGACAGCCAACAUGGAGCGUAUCAUGAAGGCUCAGGCUUUGAGGGAUACCUUCACCAUGGAUUACAUGGCCGCCAAGAAGCACUUGGAAAUCAACUCCGACCAUCCCAUCGUCGAAGCCCUUCGCGUCAAAGCAGAGGCUGACAAAAACGAUAAAGCCGUCAAGGAUUUCUUCAUGUUGCUGUUUGAAACCUCUGCUGUCAUCUGGUUUUUCCCUGGAAGAGCUAGCCGUCCAUGCUUCUGAUCUCGCAUCUACCGCAUGAUCAAAUUGGGUUUGUGUGUCGAUGAAGAUGAUGUCCCUGCUGGUGGUGAGGAAGCCGAAGAAGCCGAAGAAGAAAUGCCGCCAUUGGAGAAUGAUGAAAAUGCUUUUCGCUGGAGAAAGGCGAUUAAACGUGUCAAUUACUGUUAUAAAACACAAACUCAGUUUCUCUCAAUUGUUCUUAUUUCAGCGUUUUUGCGAACUGAAAUGAGGGCAUUCAUAUGAUAAAACUAGUCUUAUUUUCUUAAAAUCAUGGCUUUACUUAAUUUGCGUUGCUCCCUCAUUCCUGGCAUUGUAUAACUACGUGUUAAGAGUUGGAAUUUAAUACAACCAAUCGCGGUUUGAUAUAUAAAAA
This is a messenger RNA of Daphnia pulex (common water flea), 4698 nucleotides long. Its product is annotated as inositol 1,4,5-trisphosphate receptor-like. The coding region runs from base 1670 to 2698 and encodes 342 amino acids. Gene Ontology annotation, biological process: calcium ion transport. The transcript has 10 exons. NCBI's taxonomy places the organism in Eukaryota, Metazoa, Arthropoda, Branchiopoda, Diplostraca, Daphniidae. The record is from RefSeq and is a predicted model, not a curated record.